GUCCGAGAGCGACACCGCCACUCCGCCGGGUAUAAAUGAGUGGCGCUUCCCCCGAGCCAAGACCCAGCUGGCGCUCCAGAACCCCCGCGCAGAGAGUGUUGAGCCGCUCCCGCUUUCCUUCCCAAGAUGUGUGACGACGAAGAGACCACCGCCUUGGUGUGCGAUAAUGGCUCAGGUUUGGUCAAAGCAGGCUUCGCUGGAGAUGAUGCCCCCCGAGCCGUCUUCCCUUCCAUUGUAGGCCGCCCUAGGCACCAGGGUGUUAUGGUUGGUAUGGGCCAGAAAGACUCCUAUGUGGGUGAUGAAGCACAGAGCAAGAGAGGUAUUCUGACUUUGAAAUAUCCCAUUGAACAUGGAAUAAUUACUAAUUGGGAUGAUAUGGAAAAAAUCUGGCACCAUACUUUCUAUAAUGAACUGCGUGUUGCCCCUGAAGAACAUCCCACCCUGCUCACAGAAGCUCCUCUGAAUCCCAAAGCCAAUCGUGAGAAGAUGACCCAAAUUAUGUUUGAGACUUUCAAUGUGCCUGCCAUGUAUGUGGCUAUCCAAGCUGUUCUCUCCCUCUAUGCUUCUGGACGUACUACAGGUAUUGUCCUUGAUUCAGGGGAUGGAGUCACACACAAUGUCCCUAUCUAUGAAGGUUAUGCCCUUCCCCAUGCCAUUAUGCGCCUGGAUCUGGCUGGCAGGGAUCUGACUGAUUACCUCAUGAAGAUUCUGACAGAACGUGGCUAUUCCUUUGUAACAACUGCUGAACGUGAGAUUGUUCGUGACAUUAAGGAGAAGUUAUGCUACGUUGCUCUGGACUUUGAGAAUGAAAUGGCUACAGCAGCCUCUUCCUCUUCUCUAGAGAAAAGUUAUGAGUUGCCUGAUGGCCAGGUCAUCACAAUUGGGAAUGAGCGUUUCCGCUGUCCAGAAACCCUUUUCCAGCCAUCUUUUAUUGGUAUGGAAUCUGCUGGCAUUCAUGAAACUACCUAUAACAGCAUAAUGAAGUGUGAUAUUGACAUCCGUAAAGAUUUGUAUGCCAACAAUGUACUCUCCGGUGGUACUACCAUGUACCCUGGCAUUGCUGAUCGUAUGCAGAAAGAAAUCACUGCUUUGGCUCCCAGCACAAUGAAAAUUAAGAUCAUUGCCCCCCCAGAGCGAAAAUAUUCCGUCUGGAUUGGGGGCUCCAUCUUGGCAUCUCUUUCAACUUUCCAGCAGAUGUGGAUCAGCAAACAGGAGUAUGAUGAGGCUGGUCCAUCUAUUGUCCACCGCAAGUGUUUCUAAGCAUCUUCCCAUACCCUUUGCCACCAAUUACCCACUCAGGAUGAUGUGCUUCUUGAAGUAUUUUUUUCCAGUUAUCCUUCCUGAACUAGGUUCAAUUGUAUUGUACAGUUUGUUUACACAUGCCCGUGCAAUUUAUUAUGCUUCUUUGAAUAUUUAUUGCUUUAUAAAUAAACAAGAUCUGGGAUUUGCAACCUA
This is a messenger RNA of Python bivittatus (Burmese python), 1455 nucleotides long. RefSeq names its product actin alpha cardiac muscle 1 (gene ACTC1). Lineage: Eukaryota; Metazoa; Chordata; Lepidosauria; Squamata; Pythonidae. The record is from RefSeq and is a predicted model, not a curated record.